This is a messenger RNA of Vicia villosa (hairy vetch), 1064 nucleotides long. RefSeq names its product protein TIC 20-IV, chloroplastic. NCBI's taxonomy places the organism in Eukaryota, Viridiplantae, Streptophyta, Magnoliopsida, Fabales, Fabaceae. Bases 127 to 942 code for a protein of 271 amino acids. The transcript has 3 exons. The record is from RefSeq and is a predicted model, not a curated record.
CACAGAUAAGGCAACGUUUCUGAAAUAGUACUCCUCAAAAUUCAAGAAAAAUUUAAUAAAAAAUAAAAACGAGAAUAAUAAAAAGGUGGGUAACGGAAGAGUCGAGAAGAGGGUAGAAAGAAGACGAUGGCAGGUCAAUUCACCGCCGCCGCUGCAGCCACAACAACCAACGUUUCUCUUCUCCGUCUCCCUUCUCUCUCGAAUAAAGAUUUGAUCCCGGAAAGACGAGUUACAUUCUACAAGAAAAGGAAUUUUGCCAUCAAAGCUCUUGCAGGCAGUUCUCUGGAAAGAUCAGCUACGCGACUCACACCUGUUCCAUCUUUACUAUCUACUGAUAACCGUGGUCAUCUCUUACUCGGUGUUCCUAUAUCUCGAAGAGGCAGUUCUAGCACCCGUCCACAAGCAUAUAUAUACCAUUGGUCUGGCUUUCGAAUCCCUGCAAAUGCUGAGAAGCCAGAAUGGUGGUGGAGGACUUUAUCCUGUAUACCCUAUCUAAUAGCAUUGCAGAUGUCUGCAACUGGGUAUUACAUAGAGCCUUUACUUGAUAAAUAUAAGUUCUUUGAAAAUCUGAUCUUUUAUAUCCCAGGAGCUGUCAAUCGAUUGCCAACCUGGUUCCCUAUAUUAUACUGCUAUUUGGCUAUUGUGCUAGUGGUAAAAAAUAGGGACUUUCCCGUUAUCUUCAGAUUCCAUGUAAUGGCGGGAAUGCUACUAGAAAUUGCUCUGCAGAUAAUAUGGGUUGCAAGCAAUUUCUUGCCGCUCAUACACUUCAAGGGAACGCUUGGGAUGUAUUACUGGGCUGGUGUGGCGUUGGCAUAUAUUCUUCUAACCAUGCAUUCCAUCAGGUGUGCUCUUCUUGGUACAUUUUCGAAUAUCCCUGUUAUUAGUGAAUCAGCUUUCCUUCAUUCUCUAUUUAGUUUAGGAGGGUUCCAGCGGCCGUUUUAGGAAGUAUUCAAAAACAUAUCUGUAAUCUAUGUGGUUUUUGCAGUGAAAGUAAGGAUUGUCUUUUAUUUGUAGACUGUAGUUGACAUUUUAUUCUAUUAUAUAAAGAGAUAAGAUUCCAAUAA